GGGCUAAUUAUUAUAGAUGUACCUAGUUAAUAUUCAUGAGAGGUGGAGCAACCACUCCCACGUGCAAACACGUGACUAACGGAGGGAUGGGUCGUGUAAUGAAGAAAAGUAAAGGAGGAGGAGGGAGUAAGAACAGAAGGAGCAGUAAUGGCGGGAAUUCUUUAAAGAAAUCAAACUCAAGCACUAACCCAGACAGGGUAUCAACUGGUAAGCACAUGAGCAGAGACAAGUCAACAAUCAAACGUCUUCAGAUGUACUCCAAAGGAGGGAAGGUUAUCAGGAAUCAUAAAGGCCAUGUUGUUAAACCAGCUCCUUUUCAAUCAUCAGUGAAGUCAGGAGAAGUGGCGAGAGUACAGCCUAACAGCAAGUGGUUCGGUAACACUAGAGUCAUCGGCCAGUCUGCUUUACAAAAGUUUCAAGAAGAAAUGGGAAAAGUCAUGAAAGAUCCAUAUAAGGUUGUAAUGAGACAAACAGGACUGCCAAUAUCACUGCUUAAUGAAAAAAGCAAAACUGCUCGGGUACAUGUGUUAGAUACUGAGAGUUUUGAGAACACCUUUGGACCUAAGGCUCAGCGUAAGAAGCCACACCUUAAAUCCAGUAAUUUAGAGGACAUGCUUGAACAGGCCCAGUCCAGUGCAGAACAAUACGACUCUGAAAAAGAUAAAGAUCUUGAUACACAAGAACCAGAAUACAAGUACGAGGAUAGGGAACCGAUAUUCAGCAAAGGACAGUCAAAGAGACUCUGGAAUGAACUGUACAAGGUGAUAGAUUCUUCAGAUGUUGUUAUUCAAGUACUGGACGCUAGGGACCCUCAAGGUACCAGGUCUAGACACAUUGAGGAGUUCCUCCGUAAAGACAAACCUCACAAACACCUGAUAUUCAUUCUUAAUAAGUGUGACCUGGUCCCAACGUGGGUCACAACCCGCUGGGUGGCACUCCUCUCCAGUGAAUACCCUACGCUUGCCUUUCACGCCAGUUUAACUAACUCUUUUGGUAAAGGAUCUCUCAUUAACCUCUUGAGACAGUUUGCUAAACUUCAUAAAGACAAGAAGCAAAUUAGUGUUGGUUUCAUUGGGUAUCCUAACGUUGGAAAGAGCUCUAUCAUUAAUACUCUUCGUUCUAAGAAAGUUUGUAAUGUAGCACCAAUUGCUGGAGAGACUAAGGUGUGGCAGUACAUCACUUUAAUGAGGCGUAUUUAUUUAAUUGACUGUCCGGGCGUGGUCUACCCAACUAAUGACACUGAUACUGACAUUGUACUUAAAGGAGUCGUUCGUGUAGAGAAUAUUAAAGAACCUUCAGAGCACAUUCCGGCAGUACUGGACAGAGUAAAGACCCAGUACCUCCAGAGAACCUACGGAGUUUAUGAGUGGAACGAUCAUAUUGAGUUCCUAGAGAAAGUAGCUAAGAAGAGUGGAAAAUUAUUAAAAGGAGGUGAUCCUGAUAUUAACACUGUGUCAAAGAUGAUUCUGAAUGAUUUCCAGAGAGGAAAGUUGCCGUAUUUUGUAAGACCUUCAACGGACAAGGAUAAAGACGAGGGUGUAUUUGAAAAUGCAGAGGAAGAACUAACUGAAGGAGAGAGUUCUUUAGUGCCAUCCCUCAUGAAUCUAUCAAGAAGAGCCUGCACUCUUUAUGACAUUAACUGUGAUGGACUAGAGGAGGUGGGGUUUAAUGAAACAGCCUCUAUUAAUAGUAACGAUCAAGAAGGAGGUGUGGCUUCAGAAUCUAUUAAUAGUAACAGUAGUGAUGAAGGAGAUGUAUCUAUAAAUAUUAAUGCCAGUGAUGAAGGAGGUCCUUCAGUUAGUAACAGUACUGGUAGACCAGCACCAGCUGGACCUCAUGUGACAUUAUCAGAUCAGUACAACCCGUUACUGGAACAGCACUCAAUGCAUCAUGGGAUCAAAUCAUUAUUGAAUAUUAUUAAACCUCCUAUUGCUCCUAAAGUUAAUGAGCCUAUAGAGGAAGGAACUGAAUCUCAGGAUAUUGUUAGUAAAUUCACUGAUUCCGCUGAUCAAAGAGUUGAGACUGAUCAAACAGAAGCUGAUACCAAUCAGAGUACUGAUGAGGUCCCUUUAGCCGAUCAGGAGGAGGAGGAAGAGGUCAGUGAUGAUAAUGGAGGGAGUGCCCUAUCCUUACCAGCUGUGUAUUGCUGUGGGCAAUACUUGGAACUGGAUCAAGACACAGAGACACUCCCCUCACCUCCUCCUCCUCCUGUUGAGAGGUGGAAUAAAAGAUAUCAUGAACAGCUUUCAACUGAUAGUGACUCACCAAAGAGGAUUAAAGGUACUUGUUCUGGUGAUGUUAUUAUAGUUGAUGUUCGGGCGGAGCAUGACAAGAGGAGGAGAGAGUUUAAGGAAAGUCUUAUUCUCUCCUCCACUGAUCAUGAACCAGGUACUGCUACUGGUACUGCUAUGGGUACUGCUAUGGGGAAAAGAAGGGAAGGGGGCAGUGCUGAUGGUAAAAGGGGUGUGGCUAAGGCACCGUUCUAUUCAAUGACAAUUGAUGAGUCAGCAGUUACUGUUGUUGAGAUGCCACGAGCAAUGAAGAAGAAACCAAUAGCUAAAGAGGUUGUUGUGAAGAAGAGGAAGAGAUUAGAGAGAAGAGGAGGGAGCAGUGAUGAAGAGACUGUCAAGAAGAAGGUUAGCAGGAAGGAAGAGAAGAGACAGAAGUUGAAGAAGAAAGGAUUUUACAAUUUAGUGAAUGUUAAGAAUAAGAGGAGGAAAGAAAAAUGAAAGAAUUACAUGUAUAAUAAAAAUUGAUU
This is a messenger RNA of Amphimedon queenslandica, 2758 nucleotides long. Its product is annotated as nucleolar GTP-binding protein 2-like. Gene Ontology annotation, molecular function: GTP binding. The transcript has 25 exons. The record is from RefSeq and is a predicted model, not a curated record. NCBI's taxonomy places the organism in Eukaryota, Metazoa, Porifera, Demospongiae, Haplosclerida, Niphatidae. Gene Ontology annotation, cellular component: nucleolus. Bases 36 to 2729 code for a protein of 897 amino acids.